UUCUUCAUUGGUUCCUAGCUGGAGAAAUCGAUUUUUGGGGGGAGGGGGGGGGCAUGCUUCUCCUUCAAUUUCACCCUCGCUCGACUAUGUGGUAACUCCACUCAUUCGAUUCUUCAUUUUCAGAGUGGUCUGCUUCUGUGGUCCAAAGAACGUUACUAAAGGAGGGAUGCACAUCGUUUGAACAAGUCAAUUGAAUCUACAGCUUCAUUGUGAAGCUUGACAGUGAAGGGAGACAGCUGCACUUUUGAUUGUUUGUCCUCUAAAUUUACAACGUCUGCGUCGACAUAUUUGGUCUGUUUUUGUCCAGCCAGCGAGGAAGUAGCCUUAAAAAGGAGUAGCCUACGACGGUCCCUGAAAGAAUUUGGCGAAACGCUGCGAAGCGUGCCUCGACUUUCUUACGAUCUGUGAGGUUGUUGACAAGACGUUGGUUCCACUCCGGUUUCAGUGUGUUUGUGAUCCGGUGAGUGAGACUGUUGCCGGGCCUACAAGGGAUGAAACCGGAUGGGGUUGCCAUGGAGCCCACAGAAGCUGUAGGAGCCGAACCCUCGGCCCAGGGGAUGGCCACCGACGAGAUGCCCGCCCAGCCAGCCCCUUCAACUUCCCCGUCCCCUCCAUCACAGCCCGAAGACACCCAAAACAGCACAGCGCAGCCUGAAAACCCUACAGUGCCCCCUGUGUCCAAGGAGGUCAAUGGCAAGGCAGCAGCUAAACCCAAGGCUAAGACCGUGGGCUUGGCUAAACAGCGGCCAGGCACAGCUGGCACCAAGGCCACAGCGGGUCCGGCGUCAGGACCCAGCACUUCUCGUCCGGGCACGGCCCCAAGCCACAUGGCCAAUGGCUUAAAGUCCACAGCUAGUGACCUGGCCAAGAAAGCAGCUUUGGACAAAAAGAAGACCACCACUAUCGCAGCCGGAGCAUCGGCGUCAGCUGCAGCCACAAAGAGGUACGUGGGGCCGGCCGCCGCUUCCACUGUCAGGACCCAAACUAAGGUGGCUGACAGGAAGGCUGUCGGAGUCCCCAGGACCACCUCUGCUACCAGGAUUGUGGCGAUGGGUCCUGGCACUCCAACGAGGAGACCUCCUGCUGCUGGUCCCAUUAAUGGGGCCGGGGCCAGACCCAAAACCACAGCUUCUAGACUUGCAGCCUCAGCUGCCCCCAAGCCUUCCAGCACUGCAGUCACGGCCAAACCCAAUAGGACGACGGUUUCCAAGACAACCAGGCCUGCCACUGGUCACACUGGCCUGUUGAUGGGCACAUCCAAGCCAGCCGCUGCUGGCUCCAGCAGACCUGCAGCUUCCAGAGUCGGCACCACAGCCCCCUCUACUGGCAGGACUACCACAGUGCAGGCACCCAAACCUACAUGCCCUGCCAAGAAAGAUGUCAGCAGACCAGCAACCACUGCCGCAGCCAGAAAGCCGGCAACAUCCGCCACUACCAAAACAACCAAACCUGACCCCCCUAAAGCGACUGCAGCCUCCAGACCCGAGCCUGCCUCCAAAAGGGCCCAUCCCACCAAGGCGACAGACACCAAGCCAGCCCGCCCUACAUCACAGGACCCCAAGCCCCUGCCCAUACGUAAAGCCCCUCCCACCACACGGCCCCCUGCCACCCGACAGCCCCAGGGCAAGACCCCCCCUGCCUCCCCCAGUAACAAGCCCGUGGGCAGCACCGCCCCCCAGUUGGUCAAACAAGCCUCCAAACCAACCCAGUCUGUCCUGCCCUUCACUGCCAGACCUGGGGCUCCCAAGUCUGCAGCUGCAGCAGUGGCUGCUGCGGCAACAGUUGCCGCAGCAGAGCCAGAAGUGGCCGCUUCAGAAGUCCCAGCACCAGUGUCUGCGUUUUCACCAGCAGUGGCCCUGGAGCCCAGAGAAGAGGUUUCAGCCCCAACUCCUCAGGAUACUACUUCUCCAUCUCCACCACAGAGCCCACUCAGGCUGGCUCCUGCACCACCACAGGGCUCACUAGUCACUGUUGCCAGGGAUGAGAUGUCUGAACGACCAGAGACCGUCCCAGCAGCCCCGACACAGCCAGCACCAGACCAGACCUUACCCCAGGACAUCCCCACAGCAGUUGCUAGGGCUAUACCCAGCCCUCCGGAUGCCUCAGAGAAAGCCCAGCUCAACAUGGAUGAAGAAGAGGAUGAAGAGAGGGAGGGAAGCCAGCAGGUGUCCGUGUCAGAAAUGAGUGGCACCCAGCCCACAGAAGAGUCCAGGCCUGGUUCAGCCGGCCCUGCAGGCUCGGGGUGGCGUGCAGGCGGUGCCCUGCUAUCGGAGCUGGACUCUGAGGAGGUGAGCUGUAGCCAGCAGGGGGUGUCGGAGCUGAGCGCCCCGGGCGUCCUGGAGGGCACGGAGAGCAUGGAUGACCUAGGAGACGCCAGUCUGAAGGGUGCCAUCGACAUGGAGGGCAUGUCUGCCUCGGCCGGCUCGCCUGACUUUGAGAAGGUGUCCGACAUCCCGACCAAUGAUUUUGAUGACUACGAUGAAGACGGAGACCGGGUGUGCGACAUGGAGGUGGGUUCGGAACGGGCGGAUGACCCAAGAAGAGUGAGGCAUGACGAGGAUGAGGAUGAGGAUGUGGAGAUGGCUAGUGAGGGGGUGACUGAGAGCGGGCUGGAGAGCUACGGGAAUGCAGAUGAGGAUGACUUUGCAGAGGAUGAGAGACUGGACAACCUGAACCGAGCCCCGCCUGCCCCACUCCUGCCCUCUGCCCUGGCCGCCCAGUGGGACCAACCCAACCCCAGCUCCUUUUGUGACCCCUGGGCCCAGCCGCACCCCCAGGCUGCCUCAGCCGCCCCCCUGCAGACCCCUACCAGCCCCUCUUCAGACCCCUGGCAGGCUGAUAAGAAGACACACACCCUGUACUCCACUCAGCCCUGGCUGCAGCUGGCUGCCACACCAUUUGUUCCAGCCCUGCAUGAGCCCUCACACCAGCCUGCCCCUGCAUCUCCACUUGAAAGAGAGACCCUAGCCCCGUUGCAGUCCCUGUCCCUCAUAGCUGCCUCUGGACGCGGCAUGUCACACUCCAGCACCCUAAGCCCUACGGAGCUGGCUGUCCACAGCAGCAGCGAGACCAGCACCGCAGAGGAGCUCUGUGACUACAACAGCAGCUCCGGGGUGGAGUCCCGCUCUGAGGGGGGGAAACUCCACACCCUGCCUGCCGCCGUGCUCUCCCUUCAGCCUGAAUUGGAGAACCAGGACCUGGGAAUCCACCUGGAGAGAGAGGACGGCGAGGGGGAGGAGGCAGAGACCCUGCCAGCCGACCCCGCCACAGCACCUACGUCCAACCCCUCGUCCUCCACCACAGAGGAUGAGGCCAGCGACACGGAGGGCGAGGCCCAGCUGGGCCAGGACAUCCACAACGACAGCAAGCCCGGCGCCCAGCGCUGCUUGUCUGCCCUGGAGGAAGGGGAGGAGACCAGCGGCGGUGCAGAGGAGGGUGGAGACACCCCCCAGUCUGCCAACUCGGCGGCAUCCUACGCCUACGACAUGACGGCGUCCAACUCCAAUACCCACUCCACGGCUGAGAGCUGCGCCAAGAGCCCCGGCAUCUUCUCUCUGGAGGAGCUGCCUGAGGAGGCCAAGGACCCGUCGCUCAUCCAGGAACUGACCCUGCCACCGUCCCAGCAACAGGCUGCCUCGGCAGACUCCCUCCUCGUCUCCAACCCAGAGGAGCAGCAGUAUAUGUUGUGUGGGACACUUGAGGCAGAGCUGGGGGACACGGGGGAUCUGAAACCCCUGGACCCCACUCUGUUUGCGGCCCCCCAGCAGCUCGGGGAGGGCCCCCGUGUCACCCAACCGCCCUACUACUCCACUAUCUGUGAAAACACUGAGAACUCUCUCACAGGGAUCAACGCGCUCCCCCAGCCACACUACCGCCGCGACCACCACCCCAACCCCCACUGUGACCUCUUGACCCCACCCAGGCUGACCUGUGCUGACCUACCCCCCCGGAGCCCUCGCCUGCAGGCCAGCCCCCAGCUCCGCCGACUGGAACAGCACAAGCAACAACUACUAGAAUUGCAGCAACGCAGAGAACAGCAGAGCAAACCCAAAGAAGAAAAUGACGAAGAGGCGAGGAAGAAGAGCGAGCAGGAGAAGGAAAUGAAGAAAAAGGAGGCAGAGCAGGAGACGCUGAGGAGGGAGGAGGUGGAGCAGAGACAGCAGAUCAUGCAGUGGCAGCAGGAGCUGGAGGAGCAGACACAGCAGAUGUCACCGCAACAACAGCCCCAAAAAGGUCAGGCAACAGUGCUGCUUUCACCUUCCUCUGGUCUCCAAACCAUUUAUGAAGCCCUGGAGAGUGAUGAAGAGGAGGGGAAGGAAAUUGAGGUUAAUGUCCAGCUCGAACAACGUGAAGAAGCCCCGCUGGAGAAAGAGGUUGACAGUAACAGUGACCGCCAAGAGGUAUUGGACGAAGCCGGUAGCAACUCCACUUCCAGUCCCUCUCCAGACUCCCCUGAGCAGGAAGAGUCCCGGGACACCUCCCCACCCCUCGUCUCCCAAGAAUGCCCCCCUUCCCUGGACCUGGACUGGGGGAAGAAAGUUGACAUUGUCCAGCAGCUGAUCAACCAGACCCUGCUGCUGACGGGCGACGGCUGCUCCUCCCUGCUCUUGCUUCCCGGGGGCAGAGGAGGCACCCUGAGCCCCCUGGAGGCCAGCCUGUGGCCCAACCUGCUACCCCCCCUCACCCCUCCCUCAGCCACAGUCACGGCGGUCAGCAGCUUCUCCCCGGAGGCCCCCGGCCAGUCCCCCCAGGGCGAGUGGACAGUGGUGGAGCUGGAGACACACCACUGAGGGACGUGUGUGUGUGUGUGUGUGUACACACACAGUGAAGACUUACCACUAAUGGUUGCACACAAUGUUAUUCAAGGUCUGUCAGUCACAUCACUGCUGUACACACCACUACUGUAACACCACCUCUCUUACCUCUCCUUGCCAUUCAACACCACUGCAAAUACAACACUACUGUUUGUUACACUGAACUUAUACCACUGUAUCCUCAAACAUGAUACCUUUUGAAUGGGUGGCAAAGGCCACUGACACCCCAGUCGUAUCAAUCACAGACUGACUCACAUUGGAAUUUUACACCUCUGUCAUGCCAAAACAAUCAUGUUAGGUUACACACCAACAGUCCCAGAAGGCUACUACCUUGAUUAGGCUGGUUGACUGAAGCUUCUGGACCAGCUAUUUGGGUAGAAUAGUGACCGCUUGUUAGCCAUGGUCCAUUUUACUGAAGCCAAAACGACUGGAUUCAUCACACACAUGCAAUAUGUUCAGGUUGGGGUCCUAGGUGGUUUAGUUUCCACUGAAGAUGUUGAUUAGUAUAGAUUAACUGACUAUUGGUCUGAAUUACUGAUGACAAACUGCACUUGACUAGACCAGCAUCCUAUAAUGAUUACCCUGAACCUGUCACUCACUCAAUGCCUGCUUUGCUUUGUGCUUCAAAACCGUUUUGAUUUACUCUAGAGCAACAAAUCAUAGAAAUAGAAUCCCUAGAACGGUCAUGGGAUCCUCAUUCAAAUUGCUGAGGGCCUUUAUCCUGUCUAGGGGUUCUAUUUAUAUGGGCCAAGUAACUGUUUCUCUGACAUCAAACCAGAGGCCUUCCACCAGCUCAGGUAAAACACUGGUUGGCCGUAUGUGUUAGAAUAAGGUUAUUUAUCGACUGAUGAAUGCCACCAUUUUUCAGGGUGGUAUUUCACUAAGCAGGAUCUAUUUGGGAUCCAGCUUAGUGAAAUACACCUGGGUGCUAAUAAAAUGGACUGUUUCUGUUGCAUGCUACUGCUGACUCUGAUGGUCACUGGAAAUAUCGGUUUAUUUUUGUUUGUUUUCAGAAGCACCGUCUCAUGUCUUUGUUCUGAAGACUUGGCCAUGUAUCCUGGGCGGUUUUCCUCAUGUUUGGUCUUGUUUCUGUGGUUACAGAUGAUGUCAUAAUGGGGGUGGGAGUGGUCAUGACAUUGAUAUGAGGUAAUGGAGGAAUGAAUAGGUGAUUGAAGAGGGUCAGAGUGUAAGAGAACACUCUAUUGAGUAGAUUACUCUGGGGAUAUAACCGGUUCUUCUGUGAGGCUGCUGGGUCCUAGCCUGGUCCCAGAUCUGUUUGUGCCGACCAUCUGCCCAACUCCUAUGGUCGUUUGGUGUGACGAAGACCAUAGGACUUGCCAAGAAGACACAAACAGAUUUGGGACCAGUCAUGUUUUUUUUGGGGGGGGUUAGUCAUGAACUAAGUUUGACUGAUGGUGGUACAGAGUUAACGUUGUGGAUGUGGAUAUGUAUGUUAUGUGUGUCUGGAUGGAAAGGUACUGCAUAUGAAGAACACAAUUUGAAUUACCUCAGUGGAUUGUGAAUAUAGUAAAUGAGUGUCCAUUAAGCCUAUAAUAUGGAUUAUAGAGCCUUUGAAAAUAGUUGUUCAUUGCUCCAUGUCAGAUCAGGUUUCAAACUGAAGGUACGCGAGUCAAACACCGUCUUUACUACUAGGGUACUUGUGUUCAAAUGUGCCUCACUGAAGUUGACUUUUCCAAUAGGAGUGUCAUCUAUUUAGCAGAAACAAAUCCAACAGGAUUUGUGGUUGAACUUCGAGCCCUAAGGACAGUCCACUGUGUGUGGGGACAAUGACCAUGGAUGGACAGAAACAGGUGGUUGUCCCAACAGGGUUUGAGAUGAUCUGUGAACGCUGAAACACUUCUAAAUUGUACCAUAGGGAUGGACUCGACAGUUGAUACAACCACACUCUGCUGUGAGGCCAGGGCUAGUAGAUACUAUAUGUAUCUGGAAAUCAAACCCUUUUCCACUGUAGGCACAGCAAGCAAGGGCCCUUUUUUUUCUAUAAAUGGUAGCUAGGUUCUCCACAGUGUCUUUUUAAAGCUUGUUUCUAUGUGUAGCCAAGUGGCUGCCAUUUUCUAAGGCAGUUUGGUACAUUCCAAUUUGAGGGCUCUGCCACUUCUACUCCACAAUCCCAAAGGGACGCGCAGAAUGCAUCGGUCAAAGCUGGACUUUAUCUUGUGUAUUUUAAAAGUCUCCUCGCUGUAGUGUUUUGUAUACCGUUAGUGUAUAUUAUUACUGAAAGGGGAGACUCAGACCAUUUAUUGCAAUGAAGGGAACCCACUGGAUUUUUAUUUUGUACUGUAGAGAAUAUAAGGUAUGGUAAAUGAAAAAUAGGUGACAUUAUUUAUAGAUUUAAAGCAGAUAUUGUUUUAGAGAAUGAAGGUUAAUGGUUGUAGAUGUAAUGGUUUAUUUAAAUUCCCCCAAGAUGUGACAGUUGAACUUCUGUGGGCACUAUACUUGUAGACGCUUUGUCUGUUUUGCCUGCAUUUCUUAAAGAUCUUUUCAAUAGUUAUCAGGGGAUAUGAAGUGAAUAGACUGUGUUCAGUGCCAGCGCUUCCAUGAACACGCUUGGUAUAUUUUGUAUUUUAAGUAACUGAUCAAACAUUCACAUCGAGCUGGUGUAGAAAUUACACUGUAGCAAAUGACAAUAUCAUGCAAAGUUACAGAACUCGCACCCAAUGGAGCAUGUCUGGGAAUCACUAGUACUGAAAGAUGUGGAAUCUUACCCCUCUUUGUAAAGUUCUGUCAUUUUUUAAAAUGGACACCCACUUGUAAUGUCAAUAUUUUUGUUGAAAUGGGGUUGGGCAUUUUGACGUUGUGGAGUUCAAAUUAUGGCAGCUUGUUUUAAUACGUAAUAAUUCCUCGAGGUUCUGUGACUUUGUGAAGGACUAAUGUGUUUGUCAAUGUUUCAAUGCAUUUUAUUUCGAGAAAAUAAAAAUGAUUCUCUUAAGCA
Molecule: messenger RNA, 7767 nt
Organism: Oncorhynchus kisutch (coho salmon)
Lineage: Eukaryota; Metazoa; Chordata; Actinopteri; Salmoniformes; Salmonidae
Product: flocculation protein FLO11
Exons: 6
Coding region: 492-4790 (1432 amino acids)
Source: RefSeq, a predicted model, not a curated record